This is a messenger RNA of Hippocampus comes (tiger tail seahorse), 2243 nucleotides long. RefSeq names its product F-box protein 16 (gene fbxo16). The transcript has 8 exons. Bases 507 to 1823 code for a protein of 438 amino acids. Gene Ontology annotation, molecular function: protein binding. NCBI's taxonomy places the organism in Eukaryota, Metazoa, Chordata, Actinopteri, Syngnathiformes, Syngnathidae. The record is from RefSeq and is a predicted model, not a curated record.
AUCUUUGCGAUUUCAAACUUUUGCCCUGGCCCUCCACGAUAUUUCUGCUUCUCAUUUGGCCCCCUUGGGAAAAUAAUUGCCUGGGUUAGGGUUAUUGAGGUUAGGGUUAAGGUUUCGGUUUAAGGUUAGGAUUAGGGUUGGGGUUUUGGGUUUAUGGUUUGGUUAGGCGUUAGGGUUAGGGGUUUAAUGUCACUUUCAACUCAGAAUUGUGAGAAUAAAGUGAGAAUCUUGCCAAUCGUGUGCAGCUGCAGCAUCAAAGCUUCUUUGACAACAUUUGAACCACUGACGCCUUCAUAGUGCACACACCCCAGCACCCCCUGGGUACGUGACAUGCUCUGGCAGCCAGUCUGUGUACGGAAAGCACAGUCACGGUUACUAUGGGAACAUGUAAACCAUGCACAGGAGAAUUGGGAGGUCGGGUUAUUCAGUUGGAUGCUCAAGCCAUGGAGCGAAGUUAAGAGAAGUAACAAUGUGUUUAGAUCUUGGAUUUAUUCAUCCUGCCUGAAAUGUUGAUGAGCAAGAAGAUGCUGCAUGCGACGAGGCCCUCUGCAAGUCCUGCUAGAAUGCAGACCAAGAUGAGCGCCUGGACACCUCUGAACCACUCUCUGUCCAACAGCAAGGUUUUUGAGGAGAGGCGAAGCCUUCUAGCAAAGUGGGUACGUGAAUUCAAAAGCGUCAAGCGUGUGCAUUUGUGCUCAGACUCCGGUGGGGCGUCUCGAUUUGAUGACCUUUCACGUGCUCGUCAGUUUGCCAGGUGGUCUGACAGGCAGAGGAGGUUGGUGCUGCGCGACUUCGUCGAGGGCUGCUCCAAGGAGCAGCUCCGCUUUGUCGAGCGCUGCGUGAGUCGACAGCUCCCCCUGCUGGCCGCUGACUUCACGUGCCUGCUGCCGAGAGCCAUCUGCCUCUACAUCUUCUCCUUCUUGGACCCACGCAGCCUCUGUCGCUGUGCGCGGGUGAGCUGGCACUGGAAAAGCAUCGUGGAACUGGACCAGCUGUGGAUGCCCAAGUGUCUGAGACUCGGCUGGUUCAUCAGCUUCUCCCCUACGGUGUUUGAGCAGGGUGUGUGGAAGAGGCACUACAUCAACAGCGUGCAAGAGAUUCUGCUCGCUGCACCGACCAAAAAGCUGCAGGCCGCCUGGCCACAGCAGCAGACAGCGGUUCAAGAUGCAGCAGGAGUCGGCGGGAGGCGUGAGGACGUGUCACAAGGGGUUUCCCUGAGUGAGGGGCUUCAGGGAUCCACCAACCAGGAUGUCGGAGUUACGUCCAGGAGCAGAUUCAAAAAGGACAAGCAUGCAACUGUGCUUCCACCUUGGAGAGACUCGGACAGAUGUCCCAAAGACAUCGUCCGCUUCAACUACCUGGACAACUCGGACCCUGUCGGACAAACUAGCGCGGCGAAGACGAAAAGCAGAGCAACCACAUGUGGGCGUAAAACGGAGGAGCCAGACGACAGGAGACAGAAAACGGUGUCGGAGACCACUUACAAACUGCGGAAAGCCAAAUCACUGAUGUUCCUCACUUCAAGCAGCAGACCCCAGCCUCCUUUUCCUCCUCCUCCUCCUCCUCUUCAGACCGAGUCUCGACCCCAGUGGGCAUCUCACACUCACAACUACCCCAUCACCAAGGAGGAAGGAGAGAUCCUGCUGCGCCAGGUCCGUUGCAACGCCGGGAAGCGUCCGGGUCCAGUGAGGACGACGGUGCCCAGGCUGAGCGUGGAAGCGCUCAGGGCUUCCCAGCGCUCCAACAGGAGUCUUCCCAGUGCACCGCUGUUUGAGUUUCAGCCCUGGACUCUCCCUCUGUCACUCACACACUACGUGGACUGACACGCAUGGCCACCUGCAGGGAGACUAAGGAAAGCACAGCUAAAUUUAGAGGCAUAGGAUUGCUGCGAGAGCUCAUUUUGGAAGACCGAACGGCCGAGGUGAUUUGGAUCCUUGCAGAGAUGGGCAACCCGGCCACAGUUUGGCUUUGGCCACAGCUGCUUCCUCCUCAACCGGCAGGUCAACCAGCACUUAAGCAGAAGCAACUGAGCCAAACUGUGACUUUUCAGGAUCUGGAUGUUACCACCUCUGGAUUGGUGUGCCAAAAGAUGAAGAUGCAAACUAUGUUCAUAUCUUUUAAUAAAGCGAGGGGAGUAUGAAAUGUACCACCUUUAUUAUCCAAUUCACACAACCCAUUCAGCAAAACAAUACAAAGCCGAGGCAAUUGACUUCAUAAACUAAUCCACAAACGGUUUAACCCCC